Messenger RNA from Nomascus leucogenys (northern white-cheeked gibbon), 607 nucleotides. Its product is annotated as putative protein ZNF720. The record is from RefSeq and is a predicted model, not a curated record. NCBI's taxonomy places the organism in Eukaryota, Metazoa, Chordata, Mammalia, Primates, Hylobatidae. Gene Ontology annotation, biological process: regulation of DNA-templated transcription.
CACCCGAUUCACUUUCAAAGAGACAUAUUAUGCAAGGAGGCAACUCAGAAGAGGAAAGAAAAGAAGUCAGGAAUGGCCCUUACUCAGGGGCAAUUGUCAUUCAGGGAUGUGGCCAUAGAAUUCUCUCAGGAGGAGUGGAAAUGCCUGGACCCUGGGCAGAAAGCUUUAUACAAGGAUGUGAUGUUAGAGAACUACAGGAACCUGGUCUCCCUAGAUUUUUCACUUCUGGCCUGGGACGCGCUCGUCUUCGCAGUGGAAGCCUGGCGCACGUCCGGAGGUGCCGAGGAGCCAACCAGCCCAAACUUUGGGGGAAAUGACUUCCCUCUGCCCUCGCCCCUCGCUCUGCUACCAUUUCCUUCCGUUUCUGCUUCGCUUGGCGAUGCAAAACGCGCGAGGCUCACGGCAGAGGGCCGACGCCACGGGACUCUCCGGGCCGGGCCCGCCCCUCGGCCGCGCAGUGCGGCGCCGGACGCCCCGGCCGCUGUCCGGCGUUGGCCGCCUGAGCAGAGGCUGCCGCGGAGCUAAGACGCCCGCCGUUUCACCCAGCCAGCGGGCCCAGCCCGCGGAGGAGGGCGGCAUGCAGCUCCGCUUUGCCUGCCUCUCUGGG